This is a messenger RNA of Homarus americanus (American lobster), 4059 nucleotides long. RefSeq names its product pancreas transcription factor 1 subunit alpha-like. The transcript has 6 exons. Lineage: Eukaryota; Metazoa; Arthropoda; Malacostraca; Decapoda; Nephropidae. Bases 1211 to 1831 code for a protein of 206 amino acids. Gene Ontology annotation, biological process: regulation of transcription by RNA polymerase II; developmental process. Gene Ontology annotation, molecular function: protein dimerization activity; DNA-binding transcription factor activity, RNA polymerase II-specific; RNA polymerase II transcription regulatory region sequence-specific DNA binding. The record is from RefSeq and is a predicted model, not a curated record.
GGCUAAUUACUGUGUCUUCACAUGUUUGCAACCUCUGACCUGUGUGCGGCAGCAGGUUAUAUACCACAUUACUCUAAUUAAUAAUUUCCGGUAGUGCCACUGUUUACUCUGACAUCUUGGGAAAUGGGGAGAAAUUUCUAUCUCCCGCGGCAAACAGUGAAGCGAUACGACUAAGAAUGUUAUCCAAUGGCCACCAGUGUCUUGUCAUCGACGUUUGUAGGUUCAUCAUGUAAGCAGUCCCUACGAUGCUUAUCUGAGAGCACACAACACACUACCAAGCUCCUUGAUUUGCAUGAUCCACUACUAUUUGUCGUGGCAAAUAACACAAGGGUAAUAUCUCAUCCAUAAUAUACAUUUUUUCCUCCUACUGACCAGGUGUGAUAAUUUCCCCUUGUGUUAUUGUCUGCCUUUACGAGGAUGAUUCACCAUAGAAACAUCUCCCUUCAUAUCACCACCGCAGCAUCUGGUCGCACCUCAAGGAACAAGAAGAUCAACACCAUAAAUUAGUACUUUGUAAUGUGCUACUAACAAAAACCCAAAAGGAAUAUUAAACUUUUUUCCAGAUUAUGUAAAAUAGCAAUAUGGUGGGACUUGUAGUUUAAUAAGAUUCAAGAAAGAUAAUAUAUGUGGAUUGAUUGACUUUGACGACUGUGGAUACGAGCGGUGUAGUGGAGCAGACGAAUAGUCAUUUAAAACGUUGAAAAGAGCAUUUGGUCGAUAAGUGUAGCCAGACUAUACGAUCUUUCUUACAUAAUACACUAAAAUAAUUAAACUACUGUGUGAAUAAUAAUAAUAAUAAUAAUAAUAAUAAUAAUAAUAACAGUGAAUCAACUAAAAGGAAAAUUAGUACAUAGUUUAUUUAUACAAAACUUUACGUCAAUAUAAAAAGAAAAAUUAAACACCACAUUAGAAAUUUGUGAUAUUUAUAAAGUGAAAAAACUAUUGAAAAAACUGUGAUACGAUAAAGAACAUUGAAAAAAAAAUUGACCAGAAGCGAAUAGUGUAAACAAAAAAAGGUUUCUGUGAUGUAAACAAUAGACGCUGGAGAGUAAACCAACAAAAGAAAACAUAAACAAUAAUAAUGAAAACAAAGAAGUGAAAGAAAAACUAAAAUCGAUUGAAAAAAAGAGAAUAACGUGUUAGAGAAAGAGACAAAGAGAGAGAGAAAGAGAGAUAGAGAUAGAGAAAGAGAGAGAGAGAGGCCGGCAAGAUGUACAGUAUGGAUGGGUUCGACAUGGAGGCUCUCAAUAGGCAGUUCUUCGAGUCAGCUGCCUUCAGUGAGUUCCAGGCAGGAGUGGUGUUUGAGCCAGGCAGCGGUGGUUCCUCUCCAGCACACCUCGACCAGGAAAACACGUACCUGAUGUUCGAACCUGACAGCGGUGGAUCGUCGCCUUCACACAACGACCAAGAAAAUACGGUGCUGCGCAGGAAGAAGAAGCGGCGGUGUUUAAUGGCCCAGAUGCAACAGCGUCAGGCGGCUAACAUGCGCGAGAGGAAACGUAUGCAGAGUAUCAACGACGCAUUCGAAGGCCUACGUGCCCACAUCCCAACACUGCCGUAUGAGAAGCGGCUCUCCAAGGUAGACACACUACGUCUGGCCAUCGGCUAUAUCAGCUUCCUGGCAGAGUUGGUGGCGAGUGACCGCGCCCCGGACCCUCACCUCCACCCACCUAACCACAACGAUACCAACAGGAAGGUCAUCGUUAGGAGCUCCAGGAUGAGCGUGGACAGUGUACCCCACUCUCUCACCUGGUCGUAUGUUCGCCCUAACGUCAUUAACGGGAAAGUUACCGCCAAGACCUGGGUGCCUGAACAACAGAAGCGCCAGUGAACACCUGUUGAACAGUCGCUGUAUACCUGUGAACACCUACUGAGCACCUUUGAACAGUUGCUGAAUACCUGUGAACAUCUGUUGAACGUGUGUGACCAGUCGAUGAACACGUGUGAACAGCCGCUGAACACCAGAUGAACACCUGGGUCGUCGAACAACAGAUGUUACAGUGAACACGGGUUAACAUCCAUUGAACAUCUAGUGAACUAUAUGUGAUGACGUGUGGAUAGCCAGUGAACGUAUGUGAACACUUGUAGGCACACACAUAUAUACUCAUGAACACCUGGUGAACACACGCUGAACAUGUGUGAACAUCGAGUCAAUACGGGUGAACAGUCGGUGAAUACGAGUCAGUGGUCAGACAACACGUGUGAACAACCUGAGCAUAUAUGUUCAAGUGAAGUAAACUAAUAUUGAACACAUAUGAACAAACAAUAAACACAAAUGUGAACAUAUAACGAAAAAACUUUAUCACCUUUGAAAACAUAAAAAAAAGUUCAAGAACACGUAUGAAAACCAAUGGAAUUAUAUGAACAGCUCAUGAACACGUUACGAAAAGUUCCAAACAUCUGUAAACACGUGAAAUAAUAUCAAUAACUAAUGAACAAACGUGAACGUAUGUGUGAAUGGCUGGUGAACUCAUAUGAGCAUCAAACGUAAAAAAAAAAAAACAUGCACAUCCACUCAACUCACACGUGAAUAACCAUUGAACUCUUAUGAACAAGUGGAUGAGAUAUUUCUAACCCACAGUAAAGGAGAAGAGAAAAAAACACUUCCGUAUCUUUAUGAAUCUAGAUCACAUUCGAUAAUACCACUAUCUAAAGAAGAAAAACUACAACAAACGUUUAAAUGUUCAAGUGAUAAUCAAAUGCACCUCUUCAAACUAACCUUUUCAAUUUACAAUAUAUUUUUAAUUGCAAUAUUGACUGGAAGAAGGAACAUAUUAACGCUUCCUGUUCGAACAUUAGAAAAAUAAUGUAUGUUUCCCUCUUCAUACACUAGAAAAAAUUACGUGUAUGUUUUUUCACUUUAUUUCUUCUAUAUAUGGAAUCUACCGUAAGAGAAUUGGAUUGUCAAAAGAUUUUAGAUUCAGCCUACUGCGCGUCACUGGGCGGUGCGCGCAGGAAAAAGCCAUACCGGUCAAACCAAAAGACAAAUAAUAUACGCUUAUUCUACCAAAGAUUAAUGCUACUGGCGGUUCAACUGUACUCUACUGUAUUUUGAAACUAUGGUAAAAAAAAAAUAUAGUUUAUUUGUGGUCACCUCUGUUGUUGUAAAAAGAAAAAUGCUAAUCCUGAUAUACAAAUUCUUUUCUAAUUGGGUAAAAUUUGGCUCUUGGUAAUAAGUUUUAUCCAAUUAUGACUUAAUGAUUUUAUUUGUUUACACUUGAGAUUAACGAUUAUUGGUUGACUUAUCAAAGCGCUCGACCAGUCACGAGCUCCUGAUAUCACUUUAAGGAGUCAAAUAGACUUUCCUGUUCGUGGUAAAUAUUAUAAAAAAAAAUUCACCAGAACACAACCGUAAUUUUGAUAAUCUUUCAUUAAACUUUCACAUAAUUAAAAUAUCUAUCAUUAGCUGUACUAAUAUCAGGAACAUUGCCUCGAACUUAACUAAACUUUAAGUUCUGUAAAAAAAAAAAUACUUAAUGUAAACACUGUGUUAAGCUUUUGUAGUGACCUGCGACCUGACCGUCUCUAGUUGACAUAAAGGAGUGCCACUGCUAACAGACGCCUGGCGAACGUCCGUGUGGCGUAGCCCUCGUAAAAUAUAGCAUUGUGGAGUGAAGGGGAACUCAAGACGCUGUUGGCACCUUAAAUGGCGCUAAACUACCAAAAGAAGAGAAUGAAUGUGAUAUUGAUACACACACGUCUACACUAAAUGGCUCGUGUACAUAACAUCACGGUGGCCAUGUUGUAUGACGUCAGUGCAUCAGCUGAUAUGUUACAUGACGUCAGUGCAUCAACAGACAUAUUGUAAGACGUCAGUGCAAUAACAGACAUACUAUGACGUCACCACAUCAGCAGACAUCCUGUAUGACAUCACCACAUCAGCUGAGGUGUUGUGUUGUGACAUCAGAUCAUCAAGAAAGUGAGACAUGACUUCAGUGAGGAGGUAUAUAGAGUGAAGUAGGUGACGGGAGGAGCAGGUGGUAGGGGGAGGUACUGUAGUGUACAUACUGUGAUAUAUGUCUGAUGUCGUCCACGUGCAAUACACACUUAUCAUGUUUA